Messenger RNA from Phalacrocorax carbo (great cormorant), 942 nucleotides. Lineage: Eukaryota; Metazoa; Chordata; Aves; Suliformes; Phalacrocoracidae. The record is from RefSeq and is a predicted model, not a curated record.
ACACGCUCUGCCUGCCCGCUGUUUGCCUUGGCCCCCCCACGCUGCCGGCCAAAUGCUGGGAAAGGGCUCUUGGAGGCUUCACACCCUCUCCUCGGCUCCUCUCCAGGCUCAGCAAACAGAGAACAAGUGGCACCUUGGCAGCCAGGGCAGCCCCAGCCUCCUCCCACCCACCUGGGGCCACUAUAAAUCCCCCCGGCUCCAGCUGGCAAAGGGACAGGAGACGCUCGGCGAGGGAGGGCGAGAUGGACGGCAGCUCCAAAGAGGCGCUGAUGGAGGAGGCACCUCCGAGGUACACGGCCUCUCCCCGCCUGCCCUGCAUCCCCCACCAGCUCAAGUGCCUCCUGAUCGUGGUGGUGGUGGUGGUCAUCCUCGUGGUGGUCAUCGUCGCCUUCCUCCUCCUGGGGCUGCACAUCACUGAGACACACGCCGAAACGGUCUUGCGAAUGACCAUCCAUGGCCUGGAUGGCGAAGGGACCCCCCAGCACCUCUCCAUGAGCAAGAAGGAAAGGACGGGGAUGUUUGCCGUGCGGGAUGGCCUCAACGCCUCCGCCAUGGUGGUGUACGACUACAGCAAGCUGCUGGUCAGCUACAGGUCCUGGCGUCACCGCGCCUGCUACAUCACCCACAUGGACAAGGACAACAUCCCAGGGCUGGACACCGUCACCGAGACCUUCCAGCGCCGGCAGGCUGAGAUGAAGGAGGCUGGGGAUAACACUGUGCCCCUGGCCGACCGCUCCAUCCUGGGCACCACCGUUAACAUCCUCUGCAGCACCGUCCCUGUCUACUGGGCGUAGCGCGGGCUGGGGUCGGCACCCAGGGGGACGGGACAGCGAGAUGGGGAUGCCACUGUCCCCAUGCUGCCCGCGUUGCCUUCCAGGCGGGAUGCCAGCAGGACAGUGCCAGGGCAUCUCUCCUCCUCCAGAGCUCCAUCGCGCAUGCGGC